UCAAAAAGAGUGGGUUAUAGAGAGAGAAUUGAGAUUGGCCCUGACGGGCUUGGCCUGGAAGCUAGCACAGACUCGGUAGGCUGAAUGGCCUCAUUCAAUGAUACCUGGCAUAUUUUAUUUGUUCAACACUGUCUGUUUCUUCGUGCUGAUGUAGAAUUCUCUGUCUCCUGGGCUGCAAUCGCUGCCGUUCGUGUGGUUUCUGGCGUUCCCACAGACUCUCCCGCUCACUUUCUGCCUUGCAGUGGGCUGCCGUGCGGGAGAUGUCCGCCAGGAGGAGAGAGUGGGGUCAGUCUGCAGCCGCACGAUCAUCAGCACCCCUCAGCCGCUCUCUUUAUUUUGCAAUCGUCUUGGUACGGUUCCGGAUUCUGACAGAGGAAGUCGCAACAGGAAGCUGCUCUCACACUCUGAACUUUAAUUCACAACCAGCCUGUCGAAGAGGAGCUGCCGGGGGAGGCGAGGGCCAUGGAUGGCCGGAGCCAGCAGAGGCUGAGUGUGCGUGUCGGGUGAGCAGAGAGCAGAUGGAGCCCUGCUGACUGCAGUAUCUCCAGGUGGUUGGCGGAAGCAGGCGCCCUUGGGGCUUGUGCCGGUGAAGAGGGAGUGCCAGGGUGAGUUCCAGCGUCGCCUGCCUCCGCGGACCUCCAUCCUGAACCGUGAGCUGCAGAUAUGGACAGUGUUCCCUCCGAGGGCUGGCGCACACCUCUGCUCACUACACCAUGCAGGUGAUGGAGGAGCAAGUCUGCGUCAAGGUGAUGUACAUCGCGAUGGAACUGCUGAUCGCCGUGCUGGCCGUGCUGGGUAACGUCCUCGUCUGCUGGGCCGUCUACCUGAACAGCAACCUGCAGAGCAUCACCAACUUCUUCGUGGUCUCCCUGGCCGUGGCGGACAUCGCCGUGGGCGUCCUGGCCAUCCCCUUCGCCAUCACCAUCAGCACUGGUUUCUGCUCGCUCUUCUACGGCUGCCUCUUCAUCGCCUGCUUCGUGGUGGUGCUGACCCAGAGCUCCAUCUUCAGCCUGCUGGCCAUUGCCGUCGACCGUUACAUCUGCAUCAAGAUCCCCCUCAGGUACAAUAGCCUGGUGACAGGCUCACGUGCAAGGGGUGUCAUCUGCAUCUGCUGGGUCCUGUCCUUCUUCAUCGGGCUGACUCCAAUCUUCGGCUGGAACAAUUCAAGUCACAACGUGACGGUGAACGGGUCAUGCGGAGACGGUUUUGUCUCCUGCCUUUUCGAGGAGGUGGUCACCAUGGAUUACAUGGUCUAUUACAACUUCUUCGCCUGCGUCCUGCUGCCCUUGAUUCUGAUGCUGGGCAUCUACCUGAGGAUCUUCAUGGCCGCCCGGCACCAGCUCAAGCAGAUGGACUUCAGCAGCCUGCCGACGGAGAGGAGCCGGUCGACGCUGCAGAAGGAGGUCCAGGCAGCCAAGUCGCUGGCCAUCAUAGUGGGCCUCUUUGCAGCCUGCUGGCUGCCCGUGCACAUCAUCAACUGCGUCACCUUCUUCUGUGAGGACUGCAGGCCUCCGGCCGGCAUCCUGUACUUCGCCAUCAUCCUCUCCCACGCCAACUCUGUGGUCAACCCCUUCAUCUACGCCUACAGAAUCAGAGAAUUCCGACAGACCUUCCGGAAGAUCCUGAAAAGGUACGUACUGAGGAAAACAGAGCAGACGUUUACAAGACAGAACACAAGGAGCUCCAUUCACACUAGUGGGGACCACGUGAAUCUUCACAUCAAUGGGUGUGGCCUGGACCUGCUCACCAAUGCAAGUGUCGAGGCAGCAGGUGUGGCCGAUAAAGACACUUCCCAACAUCAGAACCUUCUGGCUCGUCGGCCGAGUGGGACUAGCCCGGGGGACUCCACGUGUGAGAGGGUACUCAGCCAAGGACAACACUUGCCGGAGGAAAGGGAUUUGAACUUGCACACAGCCUUUCCACACCAGGCCUCCUGACGGCAUCCAAACAAGGCUUUAACUUGUCCAUAGAGCAAGGAGUGAGAUUGCAAGAUGUGGAGGGUGGUGCUCAGGCAUCAAGUCGUUGGUGUGAGGGGACAGAGGAGCUGAGGAGAGCUGAUCAGUAGUGAACAUCCUCUCACCUAGGGAGGAUCUGCUGUCUGUUCUCAGACCUCUGUUAACCAUUUAUCCACUGCUGGGGCUGUGAUGUGUCAGGGGUACAUGCUGGUUUUGGUGUGCCAAUUAGAUACGUGGGACCAAACACACUUCCCUGGUGGGCCUGGCCAUUCACAUGGUGGCUACUCGAAGACCACCUGCAUGAGUUCACUCAUGCUUCACAGUGGCUGAUUUACCUACCUUUAGCACAGUAAUCAUUCCCCAGACCUCUGCUGCAUCUUUCGUGGGGGAUCUGAUCUGACAGCCUUCUUCACACACAAGAACUGAACCCUGUAACUUAUUCUCAUCAACUUUAUUUAAACUUACUGAAGUUCAAUGUACCCUAAUUCCAAGAUGGAGAGCUGAUCCCAACUACUCCGGCAUGUAUAUCCCAAUACUUCACUUCUGGGACAAGAAUGGAUCUGAAACUUAGAACAGUACAGGCCCUUCAGCCCAUAAUGUUGUGCUGAACCUUUAACCUACUCCAAUCUGUCUAACCCUUCCCUCCUGCAUAACCCUUCAUUUUCUUUCAUCCAUGUUCCUGUCUAAGAGUUUCUUAAUAGUCCCUAAUGUAUUUGCCUCCACCGCCACUCUCGCCAUAAAGAAAUGACCCCUUACGUCCCCCCUCUACUUUUCUCCAGUCAUCAAAUUAUGCCCCCAUGUAUUAGCCAUUCCCUCCCCCCACCCUCAGGAGUAGGUCUCCAGCUGUCCACUCUAUAUUUCUUAUCAUCCUGUGCGUCUCUUAUCAAAUCUCCUCUCAUUUCCCUUCUCUCCAAAUGGAUAAACCCUGGCCCUGUGGCGACCCACUUACUGCGCACGUGAACCGGCUCACAGAUAGCCAGCGCGCGGGGGGAGACUUUGGUGACGCACCUCUGACGUCAUUUCCACCCGGAGACGGCAGGCGCUAGGGAUUAAAUGCCAGCGCCGCGAAGUUUGAAUAAACUAGUCUGGAAA
Messenger RNA from Hypanus sabinus (Atlantic stingray), 3047 nucleotides. RefSeq names its product adenosine A2a receptor a (gene adora2aa). Gene Ontology annotation, biological process: adenylate cyclase-activating G protein-coupled receptor signaling pathway; G protein-coupled adenosine receptor signaling pathway. Bases 714 to 1937 code for a protein of 407 amino acids. Lineage: Eukaryota; Metazoa; Chordata; Chondrichthyes; Myliobatiformes; Dasyatidae. Gene Ontology annotation, cellular component: membrane. The transcript has 3 exons. Gene Ontology annotation, molecular function: G protein-coupled adenosine receptor activity. The record is from RefSeq and is a predicted model, not a curated record.